Macrosteles quadrilineatus (aster leafhopper) is the source of this 644-nucleotide messenger RNA. It is a transcript of the gene awd, whose product is annotated as nucleoside diphosphate kinase. Gene Ontology annotation, molecular function: nucleoside diphosphate kinase activity. The record is from RefSeq and is a predicted model, not a curated record. The coding region runs from base 47 to 559 and encodes 170 amino acids. NCBI's taxonomy places the organism in Eukaryota, Metazoa, Arthropoda, Insecta, Hemiptera, Cicadellidae. Gene Ontology annotation, biological process: UTP biosynthetic process; CTP biosynthetic process; GTP biosynthetic process. The transcript has 4 exons.
UCUUCUGAAAAUCGCUCUUCUUCAUCAAGCCGGAGACCCGUAUCGUAUGGUUGUUUGUACUUUGCUAGCAAUUUAUUCUUUCUUUUCAAGAGCAAUGGCAGCCAACAAAGAGCGCACUUUUAUUAUGGUUAAGCCCGAUGGCGUUCAAAGAGGUCUAGUCGGAAAAAUCAUCAAAAGGUUUGAGUCCAAAGGAUUUAAACUAGUCGCUUUGAAGUUAACCUGGGCCUCUGAAGAACUGUUGAAGAAGCACUACGCAGACCUCUCCAGCAAGCCUUUCUUUCCCGGUCUUGUGAAGUACAUGGCUUCUGGCCCAGUUGUUCCUAUGGUCUGGGAAGGCUUGAACGUGGUGAAGACUGGAAGGUUUUUAUUGGGAACCACAAAUCCUCAGGACUCUAACCCCGGUACCAUCAGAGGAGACUACUGCAUUCAGACUGGAAGGAACAUCAUUCAUGGUUCAGACGCAGUUGAGUCUGCCAACAAGGAGAUUGCCUUAUGGUUCGACGAGAAGGAUCUCGUCUCAUGGACUCCAGCCUGCCAAGCCUGGAUCUACGAGGACUAAGUGCUUUACAUAAGAUCUGCGUCUUAAAAUAACUCACUCGUAAUUGUUAUACACUGCAUUUAAUAAAACGUCAUCGAUUCCAUUA